This is a messenger RNA of Maudiozyma saulgeensis, 624 nucleotides long. The record is from the annotation of a GenBank genome assembly. Lineage: Eukaryota; Fungi; Ascomycota; Saccharomycetes; Saccharomycetales; Saccharomycetaceae.
AUGAGCCAUAAUAAGGAUUUAGGGGAUAAUACUGGUGAUAUCUCACAAUGUCCCGUAGAUGAAGAAACAAGAUUAAAAUGGUUGCAACAGCAAGAUAAUUCUAAUAAUGACAGCAGUACAAUACUUUCAACAGAAAGAGAAAUCUCUGGUAUACCACGUACCGGUUCAAAUGGUCAAAAAUGGGUUUAUCCCAGUGAGAAACAAUUUUAUGAUGCAAUGACACGUAAAAAUUUUAAAGAUACGAAUAAAAUGGAUAUGAAGACGGUGAUACCGAUUCAUAAUAAUGUUAAUGAAAGAGUUUGGAAUUAUAUUAAGAAAUGGGAAAAUGUUACAUCAGAAGAUGCAUUUAAGUUAUUAUCAUUGACAUCGUUUAAAGGCGAUUCCAAGAAAAUUACACCAAGGGCAUGGAUAAGACAUUAUAUCCUAGGAAUGGAUCUUCCAUUUGAUAGACAUGAUUGGCAAAUUAAUCACAAACUAAAUUUAUCAUCAAACGAAUCAAUUAAUAUUGAUUAUGUUAUUGAUUUCUAUAUGAAUAAACAACAAGGAGUUUAUUUAGACGUGCGACCAAAAUUAAAUAGUUUUGAAGGUUGUAAGAAAAGGUUAUUACAUUUUCUUGGUUUAUAA